Panonychus citri (citrus red mite) is the source of this 1068-nucleotide messenger RNA. Its product is annotated as clotting factor B-like. Lineage: Eukaryota; Metazoa; Arthropoda; Arachnida; Trombidiformes; Tetranychidae. The transcript has 2 exons. Gene Ontology annotation, biological process: proteolysis. The record is from RefSeq and is a predicted model, not a curated record. Gene Ontology annotation, molecular function: serine-type endopeptidase activity. The coding region runs from base 15 to 872 and encodes 285 amino acids.
UGACUCAGUUUCAAAUGAUAUUUACACUUAUUUUUAUUGUUCUCGCCGAUUUGAUUACAAUUAGUCAGCAAUCAGUGUUGAAUGAGGAUCAUAAUGAAAACGAUCCUUCGUCGGAAGAUGAGUUCCCGUUAAUCCCUAUGAUCUUCAAUGGGACCUCAGUUGAAACUGAUUCUCGUGAAUUUAAAUACUAUGUUUCAAUUCAUCAUCAAGUUAAUGGUGAAUUGGACUUAGUUUGUGGCGGAAUAAUUUACAAACCAACAAUUAUAAUUAGCUCGUCAGUUUGUGUGGAUGGAUUAGAGUUUGAUAAGACCUUCAUCAGACCAAAUUACGACAAUUCAAUUAAAUUGUUGGACAUUGAGAAAUAUUUUCCAGUGAAAGAAAUAGUUUUUCAUCUUAAUCCUCAUGGUUACAUUGAUUAUGAUUACGAUAUUUGUUUGAUACAAUUAACUAAGCCAAUUCAAUUUGACGAUUCUAUUGGACCGAUUAACUUACCUGAUGAACAAUAUGAACCAGGUAUCGAUUUAGUUACCAUGGGAUUUGGUGAGAUCGACCGACUGACUCCAACUUUGGAACUAAAAAAAAUAACGUUAACCCUUCGAUCUGACGAUUAUUGUGAUCAGAGAAUAAAUGAUUUCCUACCAACUCUUACAAUCUGCGCUGGAAUCGAGGCUCUCGGAGGUGCUUGUCUCGGCGACGGAGGUGGACCUUUGGUUCACAUUGAAAACGAUCGACAUAUUCUAGUUGGAAUCAUUUCCUCCGGGUUCGAAUGUGGCUCUCGAAUUAAACCAAACGUUUUCGUGAACGUUUUCCAUUUCGUCGAUUGGAUUAAAGAGCAAUCAGAAAAUCUAAUAGAUCAAAAACAUUAUCACUAAUUGUUGAUAAUCUCUGCAAAUUAACUCAACUACGAAUUAUUAUCAAUAUUAGAAUCCAGAUCGAUUGAAAUUCAAUAUCAAUUAGUAAACAUUCAAUAAGAAACUAGAUCGAAUUUCAACAAACUCUAAUAACCAUCAUGAUUGAAGAUAGAAAAUUUUCUCUUAAUUUACAAUUUUCAUCAUCUUAUUUUCUUGC